AGCCGCCCACGCUUGCUCAUCCCGUCCUGCAUCAACAUCAUGAGCUGAACAACCAACAACGAGCUCGACCUGCGUGGUACGGGCUGAGGAUCAUCAGAAUUUCCACAUAUCUCCCACCAUGUCUGCCGCGAACACCGCGCCCACUGUCACCGAGCCGAUUCCCAUCUUCAAGCUCGCACAUCGAUUUGUGCUGUACGAUGCGAACCAUGUGACAUAUCUGCGCAGAGAGCAUAACAUCAGUGGUGUGCUGAUGGGGACACUGCCUCAAGCCUCGCAGCAGAAUGUCUUCCUAGGCUUGCCUCUGGAGUUGAUGCCAGAAGAGGCUCGACUGCUAGUCGAGAAGAAUGUCGCGUACAUUGUGGACGACACUGCCGAGCACAAGCGCAACUUCUUAGGCAACGGGUUGAAUGAGGAGGAGAGGCGAGCAUACCAGGCAGCAUUGCGAAAGCAAGGGCAAGCUGCGGCACUGGACGCGAGCAAGAGGAGUGACGACAGGAAGAAGGCUGCGUUGUCCAAGAUACAGAACAACACCGAGAACUGGAAUGAUAUUCCAGAGGACAUGUUCACUCCUGGCCCUAGUCGCAAGAAGAAGGCGCCGAAGGUAGAGACUGCUGCCGAAGCUCUCGACGAGGAUGAGUCGUUGUUUGGUGCGCCGGCUAACGCGUCCGAAGGCACGGCCAAUGUAACACGCACACAGUCCGUUGCGAGCUCGGUUGCCGUAUACGAGCCAUAUGGUGUCACGCCAACGACUUCACGACCACCUCUUCAGUUUCAGAAAACAGAGAACAUCGAGCUGCCGGAAGUGUCAACGUCUUAUCCGCUGUACAAACACUUGCAUGAGAACGGGUAUUUCAUGGCACCAGGUCUGCGCUUUGGCUGUCAGUACAUGGCCUACCCUGGCGAUCCUCUUCGUUUCCAUUCGCAUUUCUUGUGCAAUGGCAUGGAUUGGGAUCAAGAAUUCAGCUUGAUCGACUUGGUUGGCGGCGGUCGUCUAGGUACUGGCGUCAAGAAAGGCUUCCUCGUCGGCGGCGAAGAACAGAAGCCCGGCCAGGAGGGCACCGACGCCAAUAUUCGCGCCUUCGGUAUCGAAUGGGCAGGCAUGUAGUGUCAGAAUACAGCCACAGCCACAUGCUCAGCUCAUUUGUCACCGCUCUUUUCCUUCCCGAACGCACACGGUGAUACAUGUUGGUGACGCCUUCUGCUUUGGAACGACUG
Molecule: messenger RNA, 1215 nt
Organism: Cercospora beticola
Lineage: Eukaryota; Fungi; Ascomycota; Dothideomycetes; Mycosphaerellales; Mycosphaerellaceae
Gene: SEN34
Product: tRNA splicing endonuclease subunit SEN34
Biological process (GO): tRNA splicing, via endonucleolytic cleavage and ligation; tRNA-type intron splice site recognition and cleavage
Cellular component (GO): tRNA-intron endonuclease complex
Molecular function (GO): nucleic acid binding; tRNA-intron lyase activity
Source: RefSeq, a predicted model, not a curated record